AUGCUAUGCGAAGUUUUAGAGCGCACUGUUACGCAAAUACUGCGACGGGCGCGUGUCCCCCUGACAGCAAAGCGGAUCUCUGACGCUUUGGGCGGAGUCGUAUCAGUUGACAAUAUUGCUGAGGUCUGCCUGAAACUGAUGGCGGAUGGUGUCAUGAUGAAGUGGGGCGACAACGCCUAUGUUUUGAAAUCCAUGAGCCGCAUUGUGUCUCGCAACCUCCUUAUCACAGAAGAAUACCAGGCGCUUGGCAUGACACUUCUCCGCGUUGCCGAAAAGACGCUGGUACAUUACAUACCACAGGAGGCGGAGCACCGUUUUUUUGAGGUCCGCAAGUCAAUGAUUAGUGACAAGGCUGGCCUUGGGCUCUUCCUACGUUCGUCAAGGGCACUACGGCAGGGUGCUGUGAUUUGUGAGUACGUUGGUCGAGUGUUUCACCGUCUGCCCAAGAACUCCAGUCAGGGUGUCUACACUGUGAAGCUGCGAACCGCACCCAUUUAUGUGGAUGGGGUAGAUGAGAAUGGUAGCCACCUCUCGCUGGCGACCUUUAUCAACGACAACGGGCCAGCUGCCGCCAAUGUUGAAAUGCGGGAAUACGAUAUGCACCCUGGCCGUGUGUUUGUUGUCGCGAGCCGAGACCUUGUCCCGGGGGAGGAGGUUUUGUGUACAUACGGUUCGAGGUACUGGGGUUUCUCCUCCUAUGAUGAGAUUCUGCAGAAUCGGCAAGACGUGUCUCGUAAACGAAAACGCCACAACGAUGAUGACCCAAGCGGGAGUGAGGAGGACGACUUUCGGGAUUUUGUUUUCCCCUGCAGACGGUGCGGGGAACAGAUGCCUAGGCGGCUGAUGUCGCUUCACCACCGUACGUGCGGGGACCACUUGGUUCAUCAAAAGUUGCUCCAUCUGAACUAUUUGCCCUUCAACGACUCCACCGCGAUGGAGAACAGGAGCAAAGUAUUGCCGACAGGGCGGCUACGGGUGCUACGACGGGCGAAACAUUUCGUGGACCUGGAGGACCCACAAACCUUUGCUUUGUCUCAUGAGGACGUAGUUGGGGACCUCAUUUUCUCAUGGUCUCCUACCUAG
Trypanosoma rangeli is the source of this 1083-nucleotide messenger RNA. Its product is annotated as putative high mobility group (HMG) box domain-containing protein. The transcript has a single exon. Gene Ontology annotation, molecular function: protein binding. The coding region runs from base 1 to 1083 and encodes 360 amino acids. The record is from RefSeq and is a predicted model, not a curated record. NCBI's taxonomy places the organism in Eukaryota, Euglenozoa, Kinetoplastea, Trypanosomatida, Trypanosomatidae.